CACAAAAACAAUACUAGCGACGGUUAUGAAAAAGAAGUGGGAAGGCACCAAGGUGAACAGCGUGAAAUGAUGACUGUGGAAAGAAAAGUGGAGAAUUUAGUUAUACAGCAACAAAUAAGUGCCAAAGAAAAAAUACAAGUGAUGCCAGAAGCAAAUCAAGUAACAAAUCACUCAAAGGCAAUACAAACGACACAACAGUCACCUAUCAAAACAAACGGUGUGAAGCGAUAA
Dentiscutata erythropus is the source of this 231-nucleotide messenger RNA. NCBI's taxonomy places the organism in Eukaryota, Fungi, Glomeromycota, Glomeromycetes, Diversisporales, Gigasporaceae. The record is from the annotation of a GenBank genome assembly.